CUUUAAAUCGUUGAAUUCAUUUGCCGAUGAAUAUUGUCUCGCAUUGAUAGCGGCGUUGAUGCGGACUCUGCUGUCUUGGAUCGUCGCAGCACUUGUUGUCUAAAAAUAAAAAAUUAAAAUGGCUUUAUUGACACCUCUUUUCGCGUUUCUGUAUCAUUUGCCGCAGGUUUACAAAUGGCUCCUAAAGCCAUACUACAUCGCCUCGUUAUUUAUGUCUGUCGCGUUCCUGCUGGUCCGCAAGACGCCUGGCAUCUGCGAGCAUCUUUCGACGCAGCGCGAGGAUGGAAAUUCAUGCGAUUUCGACUGGAGAGAGGUGGAGAUACUGAUGUUUUUAAGUGCUAUAGUCAUGAUGAAGAACAGAAGAGCAAUUACCAUCGAGCAGCACUUGGGCAACAUCAUCCUCUUUAGUAAAGUGGCCAAUGUGAUCCUGUUCUUCAGACUGGACAUACGCUUGGGGCUUCUCUACUUAACUUUGUGUAUUGUUUUCCUGAUGAUCUGCAAACCUCCGAUCUACAUGGGCCCUGAAUACAUCAAGUACUUCAGUGAUAAAACCAUUGAUGAUGAGUUGGAGAAGGAUAACCGAGUGACCUGGAUUGUGGAGUUUUUUGCUAACUGGGCACCAGAGUGUCAGUCUUUCGCCUCAGUCUAUGCAGAUCUGUCCUUGAAGUACAACUGUGAAGGGCUGAAAUUUGGCAAAGUGGACAUUGGUCGUUACAGUGAAGUAGCCAAAAAAUACAGGGUCAGCACCUCUCCUCUCUCAAAGCAGCUGCCCUCUCUAGUGCUCUUCCAGGGAGGAAAGGAAAUUAUGAGGCGCCCUCAAGUGGACAAAAAGGGACGGGCAGUAUCUUGGACCUUCACAGAGGAAAACAUCAUCCGAGAGUUUAACCUCAACGAGUUGUAUCAGAAGUCAAAGAAGCUUGGGAAGGCCAAAGGAGAGAAGUUCGAGAGGGCCAGCGAAUCUGUGUUCCCCCCUGUGCCUGAAGAGGAAGAACCGGAGGCCGAGACCAUCACCGCGAUGGACACAGAGAGCAAGAAGGACAAAUAGAAAGUGCAUGCUGCUGAAGAGCACUGUGAAUCACUUUGGGACUGGAGCAAAAUGAGCUAAUGUUCAGUAUGCAGAAAAAGCAUUAUAAACCGAAUGAUUGUGUUAUCGUUUCUUUUUUGUAUAACGUAUUAAAUGCAAAAUCAGUCCAAUAAUAUAGUAAAUCCUUAUAUUAAUAUGUAUUUAAAUGUCAUAAUCAUUGAUAUACUGGAUAUAGACGUCCAAACAGCUGUUAUUUGGGACAUUAUUCAAUUUAAUUUAAUCAAGUUAAACCGUUAAAAAUUGGACAUCUACCUCUAAUAUGGUUUAUAAUUGUGAAGUGAUCAUUAGUAAGGGGUUAUUUUGUUGCAUAUGCAUCACAUCGGGGAGCAAACUUUAUAUCAGUUGGUUUUCUGUUGUAUUGUCACUUGUAUUGAGUUUUUUUUUUUUUUACUACUUUUCUGAGAUGGAGCUUGUUUGUGUGACGGUACUGACUUCUAGACUGAAUUCGGUGGUCCGGAAAGAGAGGGUCUUUAAUGCCAACGGUUUAUUUUGAACAUUUACUAAAUCAUUAAGAGCAAGAUCUCAAGAUAAUAUUCUGUAAAA
Molecule: messenger RNA, 1627 nt
Organism: Carassius auratus (goldfish)
Lineage: Eukaryota; Metazoa; Chordata; Actinopteri; Cypriniformes; Cyprinidae
Product: thioredoxin-related transmembrane protein 2-B-like
Exons: 8
Coding region: 119-1045 (308 amino acids)
Biological process (GO): brain development
Cellular component (GO): membrane-bounded organelle
Molecular function (GO): disulfide oxidoreductase activity
Source: RefSeq, a predicted model, not a curated record